GUCAUAGGAAUCUAAAUCUUCCAGAUUAAAGGGAAAUGAAUAUCAUCGUUUUUCAUGUUGAUGCAUAAGUUUCCCUGAUGUUUCCUUGGAGUCAUAGAAGAAUUUGGUCACAUAUUUUACCAUCAGACUAAAAGAAUGGACAUUACCAGUUUGUCCUGUGGAAGUCGGCUUUCAGAGGACCAAGUCUACAAUCAGGGAGAAGAAACAGAGGGAGAAAGCACACUGGUUGAUUGCCUGAAAAACUGUAGCAAGGAUGAGGCUAUGGAUUUCACUCAAGAGGAGUGGACUACAAAGGAUCCAACUGAGAACAACAUGCCUAGUGAUGAGACAGUGGGAGACUACAAAAACCUGGCCACUGUGGGAUGUCAGACACUAAUCAAACCUAGUACUUUGAUUUGCUUGAAAGAAGAAUUGGUGACCACACAGAGAGGAGGAGUUCCUCAAGAAUUGGAAAAGCAAUUACAAACCAAAGAUUUAGCACUAGAGCAGGAUUUUUUGACAAGACAUACCUUCAUGGAGACACAGCAGGUGGAUGCAGUGACCUUUGAAGAUGUGGCUGUGGACUUUACCCAGGAAGAAUGGACAUCACUGGAUUCAGUUCAGAGAAACCUCUACAGAGAUGUGAUGCUGGAGAACUACCAGAACCUGACCACAGUGGGAGGUCAGCUGUUGAAACCCAGUUUGAUCUCUUGGUUGGAGCAGAAAGUAGAGUUGACAGUAAUGGAGCAAGGAAUUCUCCAAGAAUGGGAAAUGCACCUUAAGACAAAAAAGACAGCACUUCAGCAGGAUAUAUUUUCAUCAGAUAUGUCAAAUGGAAUGCAACUGGGAAGAGAGAAAGGAGGCCAGCUCAGUGACUCUAUACAAGUUGGAACGGUUUUUAGUGAAGAUUCCUGCCCUCAGACUCACAUUAGUACUCCAAAUACAGAGAACACUUCAGAGUGUAAUGUGUAUGGAAAAGACUUUCUGCCACCACUUAAAGAAACUUCUACUGAAGAGAACAAUUUUCAGUUGAACCCGUGUGUAAAACCGUUCACUUUGACUCCAGAUGUUACCCAGAGAAUGUGCCCUCUGGAAAAAUCCACUGAAUGCAGUGACUGUGGGAAAACUCUGGGCAAUCAGCUAGAACUUGAGGCGCAUAGUUCUUCUCAUAGUGAAGAGAAUCUCCACAAAUCAGAGCAGUGUGGGCAAACUCUUACUCGUCCUGUAAGCCAUGAUGGGCAAGUUGUGCUUCCCACUGGAAAAAAGUACUAUGAAUGUAAGAAAUGUGAAAAAUUCUUUACACAUCCUGUGUAUCUUAAUCUCCAUAUGCAAAGCCACACUGUGGAGAAACCCUAUGACUGUAAGGAAUGUGGGAAAGCCUUCGCUGAGCGCUCAAGCUUAAUUGUACAUCUACGACAACACACUCGAGAGAAGUCUUAUGAGUGUAAGGAAUGUGGGAAAACCUUUAUUCAACCCUCACGCCUUACAGAACAUAUGAGAAGUCAUACCGGAGAGAAGCCGUAUCAGUGUGACCAGUGUGGGAAUGCUUUUGCAUCUUCCUCUUACCUUACUACACAUUUGAGAACUCAUACUGGAGAGAAGCCCUUUGAGUGUAACAUAUGUGGGAAGGCAUUUACACGUUCCUCUUACCUGCUGGGUCACAUACGAACUCAUACAGGUGAAAAGCCCUAUGAGUGUAAAGUAUGUGGGAAAGCAUUUAGUGGCCGUUCUUGGCUUACGAUACACUUACGAAAACAUACUGGAGAGAGGCCCUAUCCAUGCACAGAAUGUGAGAAAGCCUUCACCAGCUUUGCUCAACUAACUGAACAUAUAAAAACCCACACUGGGGAGAAGCCCUUUCGGUGUAAGGUAUGUGCAAGGACCUUUAGAAAUUCCUCAUGCCUUAAAACCCACUUUCGUAUUCACACUGGAAUAAAACCAUACAAAUGUAAUUACUGUGGGAAAGACUUCACAGCACGUUCAGGCCUUACUAAGCAUGUGCUAAUUCACAAUGGGGAGAAGCCCUAUGAGUGUAAGGAGUGUGGGAAAGCCUUCAGUACAUCCUCUGGCCUUGUUGAACAUAUAAGAAUUCAUACAGGAGAGAAGCCGUUUGAGUGUUAUCAGUGUGGGAAAGCCUUGGCUCAUUCCUCAUCUCUUGUUGGACAUUUAAGAACUCACACUGGAGAGAAACCCUUUGAGUGUAACCAGUGUGACAAAACCUUUACACGGUCCUCUUAUCUUCGCAUUCAUAUGCGAACUCACACCGGAGAGAAACCAUAUGAAUGUAAAGAGUGUGGGAAAACUUUCCCUGAGCGCUCAUGCCUUACUAAACACAUAAGAACACAUACUGGUGAAAGGCCCUAUGAAUGUAAGGAAUGUGGGAAAGGCUUUAUUAGCUUUGCUCAACUUACUGUACACAUAAAAACUCACAGUUCUGAGAGACCUUUUCAGUGUAAGGUGUGUACAAAAUCCUUUAGAAACUCUUCAUCCCUUGAGACCCACUUUCGAAUUCACACUGGAGUAAAACCGUAUAAAUGCACUUACUGCGGGAAAGACUUCACUGCUCGUUCAGGCCUUACUAUACAUUUACGGAACCACACUGGGGAGAAGUCCUAUGCGUGCCAAGAGUGUGGAAAAGCCUUUAGCACUUCCUCAGGCCUUAUUGCACAUAUACGAAGUCACAAAGGAGAGAAGCCCUUCGAAUGCGACCACUGUGGGAAAGCCUUUGCUUCUUCCUCAUAUCUUAAUGUACAUUUGAAAAUUCACACUGGAGAGAAGCCCUUUCAGUGUACAGUAUGUGGGAAGACAUUUACAUGUUCUUCUUACCUUCCUGUUCACAUGCGGACUCACACUGGAGAGAAGCCCUUUCAGUGUAUAAUAUGUGGAAAGUCAUUUUUGUGGUCCUCAUACCUUCGAGUUCACAUGCGAAUUCACACUGGAGAGAAGCCCUACGUGUGUCAGUACUGUGGAAAAGCCUUCACAGAGCACUCAGGCCUUAACAAACAUUUACGGAAACACACAGGAGAGAAACCAUAUGAAUAUAAGGAAUGUGGGGAAGCCUUCACCACUACUGCUGAUGCUAACGAACAUGAGAACCCCCACUGGGGGGAGAGCCUUGGAGUGUAAGGAAUCGGAAAAUUGGAAGCCCUUGACAUCCUUUGCAAUCAGAACUCAGUUUAUACAAAUCUUACUAAUACAAUAAGCAAAGUAUAAAAACAUUCAGUUGUUGCUAUUUGCUGUAAGAAACAACUCAUUCUGAGGAUGCUCUGAGUUUAAGGAUUGUGGGAGAGAUCAAAAUCUCAUGAUCUAUGAAUUCAAGGUUUGUAGUAUAGGAAACAAAAAUCUUUAGUGUUUCCAUGUGUAUUAAUGCAAGCAAGACAUGUAGAAAUGUCAUAGAUUUUAACUUUUCUUUGUUCACUUACGAUCUCACAGUUGAGAAAGUUCUUACUGCAGUUUGGGAAGUAACUUUUUAUAUUGACUUUAUAUAGUAUUUACAGACUGAACAUGUGUGUACAUACAUUACUACAUGUAUGUAAUAGGGGAUUUCUUUCAGUGUCUUGAAGUCUUGGAUGGGUAACACACAGAUUUCCUGGGUGCUUCUAGAUGAACUUGGAAUGCUUCUACAUUUGUGUAUUUUUAUGACGUCUAUUAUAUGUUUUCUUUUUUAUAGGUUUUCUUUUAAAAAAUAUUCCUGUUUGAUAUGAUUGAAACUAUUGUUUAUACCUAGUGUUUAUUAUGUUUCAUGUCAGCAUUGUGAGGUAAUGAACACAAACUCCUAUCUAUCCUAUCUACUCACUCACUGAUUGUUAGUUUGUUAUCAUGUACCCCGUAUGCACUGUCUGUUUCUCUCCCCUUUGUC
This is a messenger RNA of Acomys russatus (golden spiny mouse), 3838 nucleotides long. RefSeq names its product zinc finger protein 26. The record is from RefSeq and is a predicted model, not a curated record. Gene Ontology annotation, biological process: regulation of DNA-templated transcription. The transcript is spliced from 9 exons. Lineage: Eukaryota; Metazoa; Chordata; Mammalia; Rodentia; Muridae. Bases 136 to 3105 code for a protein of 989 amino acids.